AUGUUUGGCUUGACAAAAAUUAUUAGGCAAGUUGCAUUUCGUGCACCCGGUUCAUAUCUUUUUUCCUCUGCAUCGUCAACACCGUUACCUGAAGCGUUGAAAAUGCGAAUUGAAAAUAUGAUCUCAUCUGCUCCGGUAGUAGUUUUCAUGAAAGGUACGCAGCUGGAACCAAUGUGCGGCUUUAGCAAAAAUGUCAAAUUGGUAUUAGAUUUUCAUGAGGUUAAAUUCAAAGAUUAUAACGUACUCGGCGAUGAUGACCUAAGAGAAGGUAUUAAAACAUAUAGUGAUUGGCCUACGAUACCUCAAGUUUACGUGAAUGGCAACUUCAUAGGUGGUUGUGAUAUUCUUGUUCAAAUGCACAAAAAGGGUGAAAUAACGGACCUCUUCGAGAAAGAAGGUAUAAAAACACGAUUUUCGAAUGCUUUAAACGACGAAAUAAAAAAACAUUAG
Molecule: messenger RNA, 450 nt
Organism: Brugia pahangi
Lineage: Eukaryota; Metazoa; Nematoda; Chromadorea; Rhabditida; Onchocercidae
Source: the annotation of a GenBank genome assembly